AUGAGUGUCCUAGCGGAUCUCGUUCCUCGUCUACCGAGAACAAUUCGGACUCUUGCCGUAACCUUACCGGGAAGUAGACCAUCAAUAGGUGGAAUCGAGUCUCUUUUCGCCCAAGUAACGCCAGAAGGGACAGUUCAUCACUCGUUGUCUAGGCUCGAACACUUAUACAUGUCGAUGCAAUUGCCCCUGCAGCUUUCGCUAUCUCCGGCCGAGCUUGCACUACCGAUUGCCCGGCGUUUACCUAGCCUAGAUUUAAUUGCCAUUGCUCCUCAUAGAGGGUCCCAAUCGGUGAUGCCGUUGCAUCUGGGAGAUCCGGGUGGAUAUGGGUGGGGAAUGAGUGGUGAUAGGGUAGAGGUAUGGAAAGUAGGUCGAGAUGUUCGAUGGCAACCUACCCUGGGUGACGGUAGAGAGCAAGGUCCGAUUACCACUAUCAUCAACGUCGGCACUUUUGCUGGUAUGAAUGGAUAG
Molecule: messenger RNA, 468 nt
Organism: Rhizoctonia solani
Lineage: Eukaryota; Fungi; Basidiomycota; Agaricomycetes; Cantharellales; Ceratobasidiaceae
Product: F-box-like domain-containing protein
Exons: 2
Coding region: 1-468 (155 amino acids)
Source: RefSeq, a predicted model, not a curated record